This is a messenger RNA of Sycon ciliatum, 585 nucleotides long. RefSeq lists its product as uncharacterized. The annotation marks the transcript as partial. The transcript has a single exon. NCBI's taxonomy places the organism in Eukaryota, Metazoa, Porifera, Calcarea, Leucosolenida, Sycettidae. The record is from RefSeq and is a predicted model, not a curated record.
AACAACAACAACAACAACAACAACAACAACAACAACAACAACAACAACAACAACAACAACAACAACAACAACAACAACAACAACAACAACAAUCUCUUAUUGGCGAUGGUGCCAUACAACAACAACAACACAACAACAACAAACAACAACAACAACAACAACAACAACAACAACAACAACAACAACAACAACAACAACAACAACAACAACAACAACAACAACAACAACAACAACAACAACAACAACAACAACAACAACAACAACAACAACAACAACAACAACAACAACAACCACAACAACAACAACAACAACAACAACAACAACAACAACAACAACAACAACAACAACAACAACAACAACAACAACAACAACAACAACAACAACAACAACAACAACAACAACAACAACAACAACAACAACAACAACAACAACAACAACAACAACAACAACAACAACAACAACAACAACAACAACAACAACAACAACAACAACAACAACAACAACAACAACAACAACAACAACAACAACAACAACAACAACAACAACAACAACAACAACAACAACAACAACAACAACAACAACAAC